UACUGCAAGCAGUGACAAGGUUGUUUCCCUGUGCUGAGCACAGAUAUUGCCUUAGACACAUCUAUGAGAAUAUGAGGGGAACCUUUAAAGGAGAUUUGUACAAAAACAUGCUCUGGAAGUGUGCUACUGCUACUACUAUUCCUGAAUUUCAAACGGCCAUGGAUGAGUUGAAGGCCUUUAACAAGAAAGCACACUUGUGGUUGUCUAAGAUCCCACCUUUACACCGGACAAGAUCACACUUUUCUGGUAGGGCAGUGUCUGAUGUUUUGUUAAACAAUAUGUGUGAGUGUUAUAAUGGCAAGGUGAUUGAAGGCAUGGACAGGCCCAUAAUAUCUGCACUUGAGUACAUCAGGGAAUAUCUUAUGAGAAGGAUUGUGACGGUUUUGAAAGUAAUAGAAAAGUGUGAUGGAUUGCUAACACCAAGAGCCACAGAACUGUUAGAGGAGAUCAAGAAAGAUGCAAGUCACUAUCAUGUUCAGUGGAACGGAGGGGAGUAUUAUGAGGUUAGUGGGAAACCCAAUCAUGCUCGUGUGGUGAACUUGGAUACAAGAACAUGUAGUUGCAGGGGUUGGGAAAUAACAGGGUUACCUUGCAGACAUGUUGUGGCUGCACUUUGGUGUAUGGCUGAAAAUCGAGGAAGGGUUGGUGCUAUAGAGAGUUGGGCUCAUCCAGUGCACACAAUGGAAAGAUGGAGGCUGGUGUAUUCUCACAAGAUAAACCCAUUGAAUGGCAGGGCUUUGUGGACAAAAAUUGAACUUCCGACAAUUAUCACACCGCCUAAGCAUCAUAAUCAGGUGGGAAGACUGAAGAAGUUAAGGAAGAGGUCUGAGGCUGAAAUUGAAGACAUGACACAGUCUGGAAGUUUGACAAAAAAGCACACUCAAGGAGCAUGUAACAAGUGUAAGCAGAUAGGCCACAACUCCAGGACCUGCAAGGGGAAAAGUACGACAGCUGGAACAAGUGUCAAGGCUGGAAGUGGAACAAGUUCGAAGGCUGGCAAGGGUGUGAAGGCUGCAAAGGAUGGAAAGGCUUGAUAGACUAGGCUUUAUGUUUGCAAGGUUACAUGUUUUGGGUGUUUUUGAACAUGUUUGCAAGGUUACACGUUAUGUAAUUUGAACAUGUAAUGGUCGUUAUGUUUUGGUGGUAUGGUUAUGUAUGCAAACUGAUGCAGCAUUAUGUUUAG
Helianthus annuus (common sunflower) is the source of this 1183-nucleotide messenger RNA. RefSeq lists its product as uncharacterized. Gene Ontology annotation, molecular function: zinc ion binding. The transcript has 3 exons. The record is from RefSeq and is a predicted model, not a curated record. The coding region runs from base 72 to 1034 and encodes 320 amino acids. NCBI's taxonomy places the organism in Eukaryota, Viridiplantae, Streptophyta, Magnoliopsida, Asterales, Asteraceae.